This is a messenger RNA of Pieris rapae (cabbage white), 971 nucleotides long. Its product is annotated as 1-acyl-sn-glycerol-3-phosphate acyltransferase beta. Gene Ontology annotation, molecular function: 1-acylglycerol-3-phosphate O-acyltransferase activity. Gene Ontology annotation, biological process: phosphatidic acid biosynthetic process. The transcript is spliced from 5 exons. Gene Ontology annotation, cellular component: endoplasmic reticulum; membrane. Bases 103 to 945 code for a protein of 280 amino acids. Lineage: Eukaryota; Metazoa; Arthropoda; Insecta; Lepidoptera; Pieridae. The record is from RefSeq and is a predicted model, not a curated record.
UACUUACGGUCAGUAGAGUUUAAGGAGGAACUGAAGUCACCGUGUCAUUGAUAGAUGAUUAAAUAAGUUACAUUUAUUUAACGUGUUCUCUUCCGAUAAAAGAUGUGGUAUAGUCUGUGGGUUUUAAUUUUUGUUGUCUUUAUUUAUUUAACUAAGAAAAUAGUGCAAAGUGAGCCGAACAAAAUUCAAUUUCAUUUUAAGUUUUUUAUAUUUUACUUCGCCGGAAGUGUUUUGGCUGCUUUUAUUUGGCCAUACUUUCUUCUGGAUCCAAAAAAUGUUAAAAAUGCAAAAUUUGGAGCUGGCCUUCUUAAAAAUAUAACAAAGGUGUAUGGCCUGAAGUGGGAACUACGGAGAGAAGAUAUUUUAUCAGAAGAUCGAGGAGCCAUCAUUGUCUCGAACCAUCAAUCAUCCCUAGACAUAUUAGGCCUUUUUAACAUCUGGCAUAUAGUAGAUAAAUUAACGGCCAUCGCAAAAAAAGAAAUCUUCUACGUAUGGCCAUUUGGUUUGGCAGCUUACCUCGGAGGUGUUGUAUUUAUAGACAGGAAAAAUACAAAGGAGGCAUAUAAACAAUUAGAAGUUACAGCAGAAGCAAUGAACAAGAAGAUAAAAAUAUGGCUGUUCCCAGAAGGAACCCGGAACAAAGAUUACACGAAACUUUUACCCUUUAAAAAGGGUGCAUUUGCUAUGGCCAUCGCUUCACAAAAACCUGUCAUACCUGUUGUAUUUUCUCCAUACUACUUCAUAAAUAAAAAUAAAUAUAUAUUUAAUAAAGGUCACGUUGUUAUUCAAUGCCUUGAACCCAUAUCAACGAAAGGAAUGACGAUGGAUGAUGUGUCAACUUUAACGGAAAGGGUCCAUGAAAUAAUGGAAAAGACUUACAAGGAUCUCAGUAAUGAAGUUUUUAGUGCUCUACCUCAUGACUAUACACAUACAUUAGUGGGCUAAUGAUAUUAUAGCUAUUAUUAUUAUUA